AUGGAUCAAGUUUGUCAAUUAUAUAGAAAUCAAACCAGAAACAAAGAAUCACUUUCAUAUAGAAGAAUUAAUUCUCCUGGACUUCCUAAUUCAUCUUUAAGAUCAAGUUGUAAAGGAGAUAAAAAAAGAUUAGAAAUUGGAUUGAUUACAGAUAGAAAAUUAAGUGAAAGUCCAAAUUUCGAUAGGAUGUUUUCAACUGGAAACUUUAAAAUUUAAUAGUAAAAGAAUAGCAUAAUUGACAUUCCAUAACCUUAAUCUCAAGUUCCAAAAAUGGAACCUCCUGUAAAGAGAAAUUUGAGAAUGAUUGAAAAAUUGGAAUCAGAUAAACUUUGUUUAAAAAUAUAUGUAUCUGAAGAAGAUUAAAAUUAAUUAAUAUUUACAGGGAUUAGUAAAGAGAAAUUAUAAUCACCUAAACAAAAUAAAAAGGCAUUAAUUAAAAAUUUGUAAUAGCUAUUUUAGAAAGGUAUCAAAGAUUAAAAUAAAUACAUUAAAUUAGAAUCUUUAGAGAAGCAAGUAAACCUUGAAAAUCAAUAAUAUUAUGGACUAUUAAAAAACAAUAAUAAUGAAUCUAGCAAAAGAAUAAUAACAUAAAAUAAUGAAAGCAAAUCAAAUUUAGAUAAAUCUCUAUCCAUUUCAACCAUAUAAGAAUAUAAAUCUAAUACAUCCAGUAAAAUUAACAAAGACUUAGAGAUAUUAGAAAAUGGAUUAAACAAAUAAAAAAAUUAUUAAUAAACUUAUUCAAAUUCUAAGUUUUAAAAGUCAUAACCAUUAGGAACAUAUAAUUUAACUAUAAAUUUAAAACAAAAAUAGAAAGAUUGUAAAAUUUCAUCUUAAAAUAAAAAGGGACCGUCACCUUCUUUCUCUUAAUAACGAAAUUCCCAAUAAAAAUGUAUAAAUAAAAUGAAAUCAAAUGCCAAAUCAUUACAUGUAUGA
Messenger RNA from Paramecium primaurelia, 933 nucleotides. NCBI's taxonomy places the organism in Eukaryota, Ciliophora, Oligohymenophorea, Peniculida, Parameciidae. The record is from the annotation of a GenBank genome assembly.